Messenger RNA from Anarrhichthys ocellatus (wolf-eel), 4236 nucleotides. It is a transcript of the gene cep78, whose product is annotated as centrosomal protein 78. The record is from RefSeq and is a predicted model, not a curated record. The coding region runs from base 1126 to 3528 and encodes 800 amino acids. The transcript has 20 exons. Gene Ontology annotation, molecular function: protein binding. Gene Ontology annotation, cellular component: ciliary basal body; centrosome. NCBI's taxonomy places the organism in Eukaryota, Metazoa, Chordata, Actinopteri, Perciformes, Anarhichadidae. Gene Ontology annotation, biological process: cilium organization.
AGACGUAUUUUUCUUGAAUUACCUUUCAAAAACAUUAAACGUUAUUAUAUUUGAAGUUAGAUCGGUUGUUUGGAUUAUUAUCUUCUAUUUCCAAGUAGUCAUACAGAUCCAGAUGACUUUAGAGAAUUUAUUUUAGAGGCAUAUCAAAAACUCAGACAAGGGGGAGGAUUUGAGUUGCUCAAAAUCUCUGGAACAACACGGUGGCCAACUGAUCAUCAUACCAUGUCCCAAUGAGGGUUACCAUGUGAGACAUUUCAAAGAUCCACAAACACAGAUUGGUCACGCUACAAUUUUCAUCUGACCACUCCAAAGAAACCUGAAUCUGGACCCCUGUAAGAUCCUCCCUUUUAAAUUGGUGUUCCCAUAUGAAAAUAGCAGAGUAUGAACAUUUACACAAGUAUAGCUUGUGUUACAUUUUGAAAUGAUCUUGUUUACAGGCAUGUCAACCAGAAUGCAGUAGUGAGCUAGUUGGGACCACCUCAGAAAUGUGUGACGUGUGGAGAGGAGUUCCCUUUUACAAGAAUCAAGGCUCACAGUGAUGAGAGAUCCAGCAAUUGGUGAUGGCGUGACUCGCCAUCACAAGCAUCAUGUCCAAACUUCAGUAUGGUUUUGAGAUGAAUUUUGUACCAGGAGGAACUCUUCUUUUUGAGGGGGAACAAGAUCAUCUGAUUCCCUCCACUUGGCAUUCCCUUUUGGAGAGUGACUUCUUUGUUGUUGCUGGCCGAAUGAUUGGUCAUUCAGUCCUCCAUAGUGGGCCAUGCCUUGGAGGACUCAGCCCAGCUAUCCUGCAUGUGCUCUUUGGUGGAUCCCCAGAAGAAGCCAUAAUAGAUAUUAAGGAGUGUGCUGACCUUGACAUCCGUGAGACAAUCAAAGUGCUGGAGGGGACAGCAGAUAUGUCAUCUGAAGAAAAUAACCUAAUUAUUGAGUUGGCACUGUUCUGGGAUUUGCCUGCAGUCACAUCUGACAACAGAAGAUGGCUGCUGGACAAACUGCUCCUCCAUGCUGUCCUUGGAAGAACCUCAAGACAAGUGAAACAGUUACGAAGGGGGUUAAAAGAGACACCGAUCUGGCCUUUGCUAACUGAGAGGAAAGACACAAUUCCCCUCCUUUUUACAAGACUAUCUGAUGUACAGUGCACACCACAGGUCAAAGAUGAUUCAAGAUAGUGCUCAGAUUCGGCAGCGGGGUGCCCAGGACUUCAUGGCAUUCUAUGACUUUGCCUGUGCCAGACAGGAGUCGAUCCCUCUCCCGGCUGUUAAGAUGAACCUUGACAUGGGGAUGCUGGACUUUAAUGGCGAUAGGGUCAAACUCACAGACUGGCCUCCCAUUCUCAGCUCCAUCUGCAUCAACAAACACCUGCACCACAUUGCAAUAAGUAGCACAUACCAAGCUGGUCUGGCUUCUGGAGACACAGAUAGAAGGUACUAUAAGUCUAGCUUCAGGAAGAGGAUCCCAGCCAUUCGCUCUAAGGACAUGACAUUUAAGUUGUGCAAGGCCCUGAGAGAGUGUCUGGCUGCCUCUCCCAACCUCAAGACUGUGCAGCUCAAUGGACUUCCACUGAGAGAGAGGGACCUCAUCACCUUGACAAAGGGUUUUUCAAAAAGUGUUGUCUUGGAAAACCUAUCUCUGGCUAACUGUCCAAUCUCUGAUGAGGGCUUAGAGGUCAUCUGCCAAAGUGUGAAGUAUUCUACGAGCAUCAGGACGGUAGAUUUUACAGGAUGCAAUCUCACGUGGAGAGGAGCAGAGCAUAUGGCCAACAUCAUCAAGCAUCAGGGAAUGCAGAGGCAUGGUACUGCAUGGGCCGAGUCUCUGAGGUAUCGGAAGCCACAGUUUGAGGGAAUGGGAGGUCUCCGCCGCGUCACCCUGAACUCUAACACUUUGAUCGGGGACCGGGGUGCCGCUGCUCUUGCGCAUGAAGUGGCAGAGGACCUGUGGGUUAAAGCUUUGGACCUGCAGAGGUGCGGUCUGUCCAACGAAGGAGCUCGUCGUCUGCUGGAAGCCUUGAAAACUAACACUGCUCUUUGCGUACUGGAUAUUCGCAGUAACCCUUUAAUUGACAGGGUGCUAAUCAAAACUCUACUAGAGAAAGUACUGAUGAAUGCUGACAGACAGUCAUCCGAGUACUGCUGGAUCAAGCCUGCAGCCUCAGAGCCACAGAGAGCUUCUGGUCCAAAGAGGCGAGCACUACCCGGCACAGUCAGAGGAAAAACUACAUUUAGGAUAGCCGCUCGUAAAGGAACAUCUCCUGCAGGACGGAGUUCAGGCGAUGCUCAGACACAGAAGCCCGCUUCCCCCUCCGGUUAUGUGCCUUGGCGUGCUGCUGCACGAGCUGGACGCCAGAGAGGUAUGCCUCCUGGAGUUUGUGUGACGGAUCAAAGCUUUCAGGGUGCAGCUACCGUGAAGGUUACUGUGGAGUCUGAUUCGGAGGGUGAGGAAGACGAAGAAGAAGUGGAGGUGGAGCAGGGACCACCUUCUCUUGGCCUCGAGGACAGGAUCACCGGGCGGAAGUUUAAUCAUAUGCAGAUGGAGCUAAAGGAGUGUCGUCUGAGGCUGGCAGAGGAGCGCAGAGCCAGACUGAAAGCUGAGUCGAGGCUCAUGGAGUGUGAGUUGGACAACGCCCGUCUUCGUGACAACAACCUCUCCCUGUCGGAGGCGCUUGCAGCCAGCGGCUCUGCAUCAGCAGCGCCCGCUCUCAGCGCUCUUGAAGAUGAAGCGGUCCUCGAGAGCAUUGAGAGCUCGUUUACCAAGUUCCACGCUUUCCUGGAUCUCCUCAAGGACGCUGGCCUUGGUCAGCUCGCUUCAAUGGCUGGAAUCGACAAGUCAGAUUUCCCCCCUCCAGGAAGACCUCAGCUCUCCUCCACAGUAGGACCGCAUGUGGACGGCGCGGCGUCACUGCCUGGAGGGUUAGAGCAUCGGGAGGCAAAGACUGACGCGCCAUCUUCAAUAAGGGUAGGCGGCGUCCUGCCUGCUCCCCCGGGUAGACCGGCCGACACCACCCCCCCCAGACCUCCGUCCUCUGUCAGGGAGUUUCUGCGUGAAGACAGGCUGCUAGAUCUGACCUUCAGUCGGGCCUCCCGGCCUGCAGAAGACCCCGGUGUCGGUGGAGAAGAGGAACCCGACAAAUACUCAAAGCUUGAUAGCCAGCAUGACUCAGGUUCUGAGCGCAGCUUCCGUAGCCAAAACUCCUUCGAUAUGGUUCCCUUCAGUAAGACUUUUCAGACUCGGUCCAGCCGCCCCAAGAGCAACCACAGCAACUCACACGGAAGCAACGGCUCCCACGGACACAGCUACAACAGCAGCUACGCUGCCGGCCAUUCCUCCCACAGCAGCGGGUCUCACGGGGGAUUUUCCGUAGGAUCAAGUGUUAGUGACAUCAUGAGUGACAUGGCGGAGUCUGUGGGGUCGAGGAACAGGGGAAAGCUAGUGACAGUCGGUCAGGCAGGGUCAGAGGGGGGCUUCUAUCCUGGGAGCGAGACUGUGGAGCAGAUCAGGUCUCUGGGGGGGCAGUCAGACGAUGAGUCCUUCUGACCUACCGACCAGAGAAAUGGGAAAAGCUCCGCCUCUCUUUGAUCUCAGUGCCUUCUGUUUUUGAACUGUAGAAUUAUUCUGAAAUCUUUGGAAGACGCAAGACCAGAAGUCGUAGCAUGACAAGUGGAUUGAACACCUUGUUGCAUGGAAGCCAAAGCACAGACAGAGUUGAAUAUCCUACUAGAAUGUUUAAUUUUAGUUACAGAUUGAGACAAAAAUAUAUUUUUGAAGCAGUUGUGUAUUUUUAUAGUCUAGCAGAUGCAUUUUGCACUUGGAUAAGUACAGAAAAUGGUUUUAAUUCAUUAAGUGUGGUAGUAGAUAUUAGGGUUUUUAAGCUAACCCCACCACCAAUCAAGUCUCAAUUAAAAUCUGCGAAUCAAGUUCCCUCCAAUGUGAUCCUGUUUCAUCAGACCUCAGAGGAAAAUCAUCCUUUGGUAGCUUUUUCAUGCUUACUAUUACUGUUUUUAUGGCUGUUUGACACAAUAUUGUUUUAAGAGAUUUUUCAUAUGUGUGUAAUUUGUCCAUUUUGACGUACAUUUCAGUGGUUACUCUGCUGUUCAUAAUAUUUUUAAAUAAACAUGUUACACAAUGCACCUUGUCAGUGGGUGAAAUUGUGCCAAAAAACCCUCUGGACCUGUGUCUGCUCGCUCUCUAGAUGCAGCAAAUGUUUUAUUUUGCGUGUUUUCCAUUACAAGUGAGCCUCAGACU